This is a messenger RNA of Fusarium keratoplasticum, 357 nucleotides long. RefSeq lists its product as uncharacterized. The transcript has 3 exons. Gene Ontology annotation, molecular function: protein folding chaperone. Lineage: Eukaryota; Fungi; Ascomycota; Sordariomycetes; Hypocreales; Nectriaceae. The record is from RefSeq and is a predicted model, not a curated record. Gene Ontology annotation, cellular component: cytoplasm; prefoldin complex. Gene Ontology annotation, biological process: protein folding. Bases 1 to 357 code for a protein of 118 amino acids.
AUGUCUAUCCCGAAUGAGGCACUGCAAAAGUUGGUGCGGGAGAUCGAGAGCCAGGCUAUUGCAGCUCAGCAACAGAUCGGCCUGGCUCGUACCCAGAUGACUGCUAAGCAGCGAGAACAGCGCCUCGUUAAGCUGACUCUGAGCGAGAUGGCCAGCUUGCCUGAGGACGCCGUUGUCUACGAAGGUGUCGGGAAAAUGUUCGUUUCGCUUCCCGUAGACUCCCUACGACAGAAGCUUGAGGGUCAGACACAAGGUCUGGAGAGUGAGGUGGACAAGCUGAGCCAACGCUUGCUGUAUCUGGAGACAACACAUAAGAACAGCCGCGAGCACAUCGAGCAGAUGCUCCGCGCCAAAUAA